Messenger RNA from Zingiber officinale, 1132 nucleotides. RefSeq lists its product as uncharacterized. The record is from RefSeq and is a predicted model, not a curated record. NCBI's taxonomy places the organism in Eukaryota, Viridiplantae, Streptophyta, Magnoliopsida, Zingiberales, Zingiberaceae. Bases 174 to 1046 code for a protein of 290 amino acids. The transcript has 2 exons.
UCGGGCAAUGGGAAUGAGCGCAGCAGCUGCCGGACGGCUUAAUGCAGAAGAGCCUAUUACUUAAGCGGACGGAGCUCUUCCUCCCAACGCCUAGACUAAACAUCGAGCUUUUCUUCGACGGCACGGGCAAUCUUGUUAGUCUUCAAGAACGAGCGAUUUAUAUAUUUAGUUGAAUGGAUAGACUUUGGAUUUCGACUGUUGAUUCUACCGUCUCUUCCCAAUAUAUUAAUUAUAAGGAAUUCAUUCGGCAAAAUGAGGAUUUAAAUGCUAUGACCAAGUUAUAUAUAGAUAUCAUCGCACCGAAGAUAAUGAUCGAAAUCGACACCAUCGGUAAAAAGAUAUGCGAUUCUCUCUCUGUCAUCCACCAUAUUCAUGAUAGUUCGAACUUUAGAAAAAUGAAGAGGAGGGAGCUGGACCGAGUUAUCACAGACGCCUAUCAUGAGCAGGAUAAACUCAUGUGUUUCAUCACUAAAUCCGCACCUAAAGAACUACUUGAUGCAGCUUCGGAGACGACGCACAUACUCCCUCGACUGAAGGACAAUAUCUCAGAGCGGCAGAAGUCAAUCAACCUGCGGCGUUCAAUCUGCAUCGGCUUCAUCACGUUCAUGGCUUUUGUUAUGUUGAUUUUUUCUAUCUGGUUUGUAUGCGUCAAGGUAGCUAAAGUGGCUGGCGUCGUGACUGGCAUAUUUGCAACGGGGAUUUUAACCUUGGAGCCGUUCGCUAGUACAGCAUUGAGGCAGAAGCAGCAGAAAUUGAAUGAGGAGAAGAAAGUGAUCGAUACGAUGGAGCACGGAGUAAAGUUUAUGCUGUUCCAUUUUAAAAAUUUGUACGAGGAGAUGCAUGACUAUUUGGCGUCUCAAAAGGUUGAGUUUCAAGUAAUGUCGGAACAACAUGUGGGGGAAGAGGCAUUGCUACGAGUUAAAAUGCUAGGUGCGGUAAGGUUGACAGCGUUCGACAUGAAACGCUACAAGCGUAAGAUCAACCAAUACGGCGACGAGGUCCAAAUGCUAAAGAUGACUUUCUUGGAUAUGAUAAAAGAAAAUUAAGUUGUGGUUGUAUUGUAAAAAAAUAUGUCCAUUUUAAUCUUACUUUUACUUUUAUGUUCCUGUUAUCUUCUAGUAGGUUACUUUUA